GCCCCAGCGGGGCCCCUUCGGCAGAGCCAUGUCGCUGCACGGCAAGCGGAAGGAGAUCUACAAAUACGAGGCGCCUUGGACCGUGUACGCCAUGAACUGGAGCGUGCGGCCGGACAAGCGGUUCCGCCUGGCGUUGGGCAGCUUCGUGGAGGAGUACAACAACAAGGUACAGCUUGUUGGUUUGGAUGAAGAGAGUUCAGAGUUCAUCUGCAGGAACACCUUUGAUCACCCUUACCCCACCACAAAGCUCAUGUGGAUCCCAGACACCAAGGGAGUGUAUCCAGACCUUCUGGCAACCAGUGGUGACUACCUGCGUGUGUGGAGAGUGGGUGAAACAGAAACCCGGCUGGAGUGUUUGCUGAACAAUAACAAGAACUCUGACUUCUGUGCUCCACUGACAUCAUUUGAUUGGAAUGAAGUGGAUCCUUACCUCCUCGGUACUUCCAGCAUUGACACAACCUGCACUAUAUGGGGUCUGGAGACAGGACAGGUUCUGGGAAGAGUAAAUCUGGUCUCUGGCCAUGUCAAGACCCAGCUUAUUGCACAUGACAAAGAGGUGUAUGACAUAGCAUUCAGCCGUGCAGGUGGUGGGAGAGAUAUGUUCGCUUCGGUUGGUGCAGAUGGCUCAGUGAGGAUGUUUGAUCUCCGUCAUCUGGAACAUAGCACCAUAAUUUAUGAGGACCCACAACACCAUCCACUGCUGCGUCUCUGCUGGAAUAAGCAGGAUCCCAACUAUCUUGCCACGAUGGCCAUGGAUGGCAUGGAGGUUGUGAUUCUAGAUGUCAGAGUUCCCUGCACUCCUGUUGCCAGGUUAAACAACCACAGAGCAUGUGUAAAUGGAAUUGCUUGGGCACCUCAUUCUUCCUGCCACAUUUGCACAGCAGCGGAUGACCAUCAGGCUCUCAUCUGGGACAUCCAGCAAAUGCCUCGUGCCAUUGAGGACCCUAUCUUGGCCUAUACAGCAGAGGGAGAAAUCAACAAUGUACAGUGGGCAUCAACUCAGCCAGACUGGAUAGCUAUCUGCUACAACAACUGCCUGGAAAUUUUGAGAGUGUAACACUACUGCUUCAUGCCUAACUGAGGCAGGGCUGUAUAAUUUCCCCACCCCUCUAAAGUAAGAACAACACAAGUCAAGUGGCCAGUAUCUGUUGUUGCUUUGCAUCUACUGUUCCAAGAAACUGUUACAAGAAUCAAUGGCAGGUGUCUCCUGUCUCUCCAAGACUCUAAAAUGCAGAGACAUGCUGAGCCUCUUGGACCUUUUGGGUUCUGGUUUUCUUUCUUUUUUUUUUUUUUUUCCUGCAGUUAAAGUUCUGUAUAUUUGUUUGUUGACUGUGUUAAUAAGCUUGCAGGCUUUAAGUUGCUGCAUAUGUCCAAGUGUUUGUCAGCCAGCCAGGGCGGCACAUCUAGCUAGUUUAAUAGAUGCAAGUGCAAAACAAGGUGGGGAAAAAGAUGGUAAUGUUAACAGCCACCUUGGCAGGAAUCUUUAUCAUUCCUGUUGUUGCUGCCUCUAAACUGUUUAAACAUUUGUAUGUUUUUUAUAUAUUGGGCUAACUUUCUAUUGAGUAAGGCUUUUCUCCCGAAUUCUUACUUUUGAUAUGUGAUCCACUUCCAUAUACCCAAAGCAGGAUAUCUUUGUUGAUACAAAUCACAAUAACACUGCAGGCUCCCUGGCAGUAAAGGCCUGCCAGAAUUAACUGUUGCCUUGGCUCUCAAUACCUGGUUACCUGGUGCUGUGAAGUACAAGUACUUGUUGCACAAUUUCUUUACACUUUUCUGAUGCUAGAGGCAAUUGCUACUAUGGUAGGCCUUAUUUUUAAAUUAUAACUGAAUUUACUGUGUGUCUCCUGCAGUUGUGUUAGCUAACAGAACGGUAAUGGGUUUCAGACAGAAGGUAUUUGCAUGACUUGAGCUCCCUCUGAGGGAAAUGACUUCAGAAAAAAAUGUUAUCUGUAAUAAUGGACCCUGGAUUGACGUUUCCAAUGAAAUGAUUUCCCCUUAGAGGGCUUACUGUCUGAACCAAAAUAAAAUGGUCUCACACUUUGUAGCUUGCUUGAUUGGCAAAUAAUACGAGCAAGAUCUUGUGGUUAACCUGUACCAUGGAGCUUCUUUGCAUUUGUUCUGUGUUCCUGGGAGUUCUUGAAAGGAGUACACUUUUUUUCCUAAAUAUAUUUGCUUUGUACUGUCAGGUCUUGUUGAAUGAGCGAGAUGAGUUGGAAGAACUCAUCCGCUAUGCAGAUGAAAACUGUUUUUCUGAAAGAAAUAAUUCUCUAAUGUAAUCUCAGAAGACAGAUUUCAAGUGAAAGAAACAGUGCCCCAGAGGCUACAGUUUGGUGCUUGUCAUCCUUGUGGCUAUUUGAGAUGCAUCCAAGGGUGUCUGUUUCUGUUUCGAAUAGUGGAAUGCUCUACAGUAAUAGGGUGCAAUCAAAGCUGAGUGGAUUAGACAAGAUAAAAAUCCUUACUAAAGUCUUAAUAUAACACAGGUAUUGAGAUAAAAGCUCCACAGUACUCUUCUUGCAACGGAGACUUGACAGCUAUAGCUGGUCCGUGAGAGCAUACCAGCUGAGUUUUGAUGGAAAUGUCAGAAACAAUCAGCGUUGUCUUUCUACCUGAUGUAUAUUCACCUACAACUGCAGAGCACUGGCAAAGUUGUGUUUUGUCAGCUUGUGUGGGGAAGGCAAGUUAGGAAAGGGGAUUGCAGGGAAACAGCAAAGCUGAUGCAGAAAGCACUGUCCAGUACAGAAUGGACUCUGGCAAGUUGUGUCAUUCUGGACAUAAGAAUGUUCUUGUGUAGAUGACUUCUUGACAUGGAGCUUAGGAAAGCACUGCCUUGCAAAUCUGCUUGCAGUUCAUUAAAGGCAACGUUACUGCAUCACCUCUUCUAAUAUCAGAGCCAAGGACUCUUAGCAGUUUAAGCUCAUGUUUUGUCAGUGGCAUUCUCUGUUCAGCUGUGGGAUUUUUGACAGCAGGUUUCACUUGGUUUGGCAGUCGGUUUUCAUACUAGCUGUGAUGCUGAGAGUAGGGUGUUCCACAAGUAACUAGAUCUAGAUGUCAGAGCAGUAUUUGCCAAAUAGUUGGGUUAUAACUUUUAGAGUAGCAUUUCAUUGUAAAUUGUAAAAUACUUACUCAGAAUUAAGUGAAAAUUAGGGUUUUCUUAGCAACAACCUAUAAUUACAUUCACAGCUACAGAAACUAUUAAAAAUACAUCCACUGACUUACAAUGUGCUAUUUAAUUAUGAACAGUAGGCAUAAAGUCCUGUGUCACUGAGAGAGAUUCCAACUUUGGCUUGGAGUGCAAGCUUAAUUGUUACUAGACCAACUCUUAAUUUGAUUUGGGGAUUGGGGAAUGAUGGGAACUACCAGAAGUCCUCUUCAUGUUUCAAAGUCUCACCCUUGCAUAGGUGGCAUGAGUUAAAAAAGAUGAACAUGCCUGCUGCUAGGCAGCAGACUUGUUUUAAACAACUGUAGGAUUGUUCUUUAAAAAAGAUGGAAGCUAAUUCAGUUGAAAAUAAAGUGGCUAAAAGAUUCCACAGGCUGUACUUAAUGGCACAGUCUGUUCCUCUAGGAAUAGAACCUGUUGUGCUGUGAUGGUAGAAAGUGUGUGCAUGGGGGGGCUAAUCAUCAAAUAACCAGGUAGCUUUUGCUAACGUUAGAGAACUACUACCCUGCUGUGAACCCAAUGAGUGUCAGUCCCUCCAUUCAUAAAACUGAUUGAAGUUCACUCUUGGAAUUGAGCUCUCAUUCCGAACUACUCAAAGGCAAGUGAAGGAAUUUUGUAGACUACACGGGAUUCUAAAUAAAGCAUGUAUCCUGUUUGUUUAGCCAGUUGAUCUGCCUCCUAGAUCUGUUAACGUGUUGCUUUGGGCAUCAUCUGUUGUCAUUCCUCAUACGAAAUUACAUUUGAAAUCACUAGAGGCUGUUUUGGAACAGGGAAAUGCUGCUUAAAAUAGCUUCUUUUCAGAGAAGUCGCUUGGAAGGUUAAUGGCUGAAAAGAUAUGAAAAUCCUCAUGGGUGAGAUGUUCUCUAGUGGAAAUGGCACUUCAUAAAGAGAGGAAGUGAGAGACUUGGAUGCCCUUCUGCCAGCACCUGCUGACACAGUGGCAGCAAGCUGACUGUCUGCUUGCUGGUUCGAGUUGAUUUGCAAGGUAAAAUAAAACCUUGAGAUUUGUCACUGUAGUCUGUGAGUCAGAAGAUAGAGUUUAGCUCAUUUUAUUGGCUUAACGUUCAGUUCUGUUAGUAAGAAACCCCCUUAAGCAUUACUUUUUUUUUUUUCUUCAAAGUUCAUGCAUAAAAAUACUUCAUUGUUUGAUCUUUAUUAUUUUGUGCUCGCUGGAGGAUGCAGAGCAACUGCUUUCAACUGCCUCAUAUCCCCUGAGUGUGAAUUGACACCAAGGGAGGAGUCUGAGUGUCAGUGAGGUUAGAAAAACAGAAAAUUGCUGUUGUUGGUACAGAUAUGAUUUUGAUACUUGUACAGAAAUGUCACUUUUCUCUGACUUUGUAGUUCAUAGCACUUCAGUUGAUUGAUUCCAGAUAUGCUGUUGUCUGGUUGUCGUGUUCUGUUGAAGCCAAACUUUCCAAAGGUUUCUACUGUUGUGUGGGCAACUGGUUGUGAGUGUAUUGGCUCUCAGUCAGGAGAUAUCAGUCGUGUGAUACCUCGUUAGUGAGGCUGAAAAGCUACAGAAAAGAAGAUGGAUGUUGAAUUAGUGUUGUCGUAUGCAAACUCCUAAUUGUCAAAAUGGCCUAUGGUCAGUUGCAUCUACUGGACUUUACUUCUGUGUGCAGGGAUUUAAAAGGCAAGGAUUUGAGUGCUUUGACAAUCUAUUUAGAAAGGAAACGGUGGUUUCAGAGAGUGAUAUGAAAGGAGACUGUUAAUACAAGUUGUUCCUUACGGAACCUUGAAAUGUACUUAAAAGGGGAGGCAUUGCCUCUCAUAAGUCAAAGUUAAUGAUCCUUUCGAAACUUAGCUGUAAUUACUCUCCUGAAUGUUCUAGAUAAUACUGAAAAGAUCUAUUUUUGCCUGGUGUCGCAGUGAGAAAGCUGCAUCAGUCUCAACUAUAGAUCAUUGCCAGCAGGGACUAGGUGAGGGGAGUCCAAUAUUUUGGAAUUUGCAGAAGCUCUUGUGCUUGUUUUAAAUGUAAAUUAAAAAGCUGAGUGUGUCUGUUUUGUUCUCUUGCAGAUGGCACUUUAACAAGUAUAUUUUUGGUAAGAUUAGGAGGAGAGUCAUCUUUUCCUCAGUCUUUUUAUGGUAGCCGUUUGUGUUUUGUAUAAAAUGUUAAAUACAACAGUCACUGCAAUCCUUAACUGGCUAUGGUUGUCAGUAUCUAGUGGACCCUUAUCUGUUUCUACUAAACACCAAUACCAUGAGCACUUGACAAUACUGCUAAUGUUAAACUGAAGCUCUCUAGUUAGAGAAUGACACAACCUUACAAGGUCAACUUGUAUUUUAGUGCUGCUUGUCACCUUUUUGCUUUGCUUAGGAACUUGGCAGUGUCUGGAAAUCCUCCUUGAGUUUGAACAUGAUGGCAAUAGUGGCAGAUUAGUUGUGUACAGAUGUAAAUGGAUUCUUCAGAUAACAUUUUUAGGAUAGAACAACUCCUGCUGAUGGUAAAUUGAUACAACCUAGAUCCUUGAGCCUGUUGGUUCCCUGUGUUUAAUGGUGUUCUGACUCUCUCAGAAUAUCCUUGGGAGGAUCAGUGACAACAGAGGUAAGCCAUUAGCUCAGUGCAUUGCAAAAGUUAUGGUUCCAUCAAAAUACUGAAAUGGUUUGUCUUCCCUUUGCUGGUUGGCAAAAUGGUCCACGCUGUGUUAUCCAGUCAGUUAACACAGGUUAUCUCUGGUACAUGCUUACUGCUUCCUACUUUCAGACCAAUACUCCAGAGCAGGACUGAACUUACCUUACAGUGGACGUUUCAAAUGAGGUUUUCAAAACCUGUCCUGGAAUGGGCAAGAUACUGUGGGUUGUGGUCCCUGUUUCUUUUGACCUUUGCAGAGGUCAAGAUUUAUUUGUAUGUGGCACUUAAAGAGCACUUUCUCAUGCUUAGAGAGGCAGCUGUAUUGUCCCCUGCUUACCUGAGAAGAGUCAGAAGUGUUUUAUUGUUGAGGAUAUUGAGAGUGUAGUGGGCCCCUGACUUCUAUCAAGAAAAGAUCUCCAGAACUUCUCAUCAGCACCAUUCACCAGCACUAAAAAGCAGGAAUAAUUAAAAAUGUACCUAAACACCAGUAGCCAAAUGCUCAUCCAGCAAUUCAUGGCAGAUUCCAGAGGCAAAGGCAUUUGUGAAACUUGCUCACUGCUGCCUAACUUCAGAAGAUAAUUUCACCAAGUGUCUUGGUGGCCUUUUGUGCAGCCUUUGAUACUCAGCAUCAAGCUAGGAUCUUCAUUCUCAUAAAUUAAAAAAAAAAAAGAAAAUCCAUGUGGCUUCCAUCAAGUUCAUCCUUCUUCAGUAAAUCUAACAAAGGUUAUUUCCUGAUAAUAUUGCUGCCCAGGGUAGCUGCAAGCCCAUGGCGCAGCCACAAGUCAGCAUCCCUUGGAGUUUGCUUUCCUGACAGUGAAACAUGGGACUCUCAGGUCUCUACUGGAAGUAAUGGUUGGGUCUGUCAAACCUGAACAAAGGCAGAAAUGCCAGAACCAGUGGCUGAAAGUGUGCAGCUGUGAGUCAAUGCAUUGCUUUUUUUUUUUUGACAACCUGAUGAACAUGAAUUAUGAAAUUUACUAUUUAAAAAUAACUUUUUUUUUUAAACUUGGGUUGCUAGCAGUGUAAAAUGUAAUUUAAAUCUGUUGCGCCGAAGCAUUUUUGUUACCAAUAGUCAGUAGGAGAUGUUUACUUUUGUGUGUUUUUUCCCUUCUGCUCUUUCCAUUCACAGUCCUGUUGUGGUAAUUUCCUGAAGGUGUAAUCUUUGUAGCAUGAUUGUACAAACAUUCAUAUGAAACUCCUGACUUCUUGUUCUCACUAAAAUAUGCUGAAGCAAUAGUAGUUUUAUUUCUGUCCUUCUUUUCUUCCCUUCCACGUUGAGAUUUGCAACUUUGCUCCUAUACUGUCCUAGAGGAAUCCUAGUAUCCUGCUAUCCAACAGACGUAUGUUGUUGACAUGGAUAACUGCAGUGUCUCUACUCCCUUUAUUUUUAUGGAGAAUACAAAAGCUUUUGUUACAAUGGAUUUUAACACCUGCGUCAUGGAACCGUGUUGUUGAAACUCUGUAAAUUUUAAGGCAAUUUUCUGAAAUCGCUUGAAAGUGGAAUGUUGCACCCUUUUAUGCUAUUUCCUGCUUCCUAUGUAGUUUUACUCAGAUUUUUUAACCUCCUUUCUAAGUUUCAGCCUCCUGUGUAUUAGGUACAGUAUUUUCUGCCUUUCAUACUUUGUAAUAAAAAUGGAACAUUUGUAGAUUGA
Molecule: messenger RNA, 7381 nt
Organism: Meleagris gallopavo (turkey)
Lineage: Eukaryota; Metazoa; Chordata; Aves; Galliformes; Phasianidae
Gene: DCAF7
Product: DDB1 and CUL4 associated factor 7
Molecular function (GO): protein binding
Source: RefSeq, a predicted model, not a curated record